AUGGAGGUUGCAGAGAACCUCCUCCGGAAGUCACAAGUCAGCAUCCGCUACAACUCCAUGACAGUCCCAGGACCAAAUGGCACCGUCUUGAUGGAGACGCACAAAACAGUCGGGCAGCAGAUGGUGAGCUUCCCUCACCUCUUCCAGACCGUGCUGCACAUUGUCCAGGUGGUGGUCAGCUACUUCCUCAUGCUCAUCUUCAUGACCUACAAUGGCUACCUCUGCAUUGGUGUGGCAGCAGGCGCAGGGACGGGCUACUUCCUCUUCAGCUGGAAGAAGGCUGUCGUGGUGGAUAUCACAGAGCAUUGCCAUUAAUGCCAGGCAAGGGGCCUGAGCUUUACCUGCAGCCUCUGGCGAGGACCAGGUUCGGCCUCAGGCUUACUGGAAACCAUGCCAAGAACAUCCUUGGGGUGCCCUCCCACCAACUUUCUGGGGGUGAUACCUGUGCCUCUCACUCCCCACCCCCAUUUUUCCUUACUUCCCAUGAAGGUGGGUCCUGACUGGUAGGAAGAGAGCCAAUAGCCAGCUAGGACAGC
Messenger RNA from Rhineura floridana, 536 nucleotides. RefSeq names its product high affinity copper uptake protein 1. Lineage: Eukaryota; Metazoa; Chordata; Lepidosauria; Squamata; Rhineuridae. Gene Ontology annotation, cellular component: membrane. Bases 1 to 315 code for a protein of 104 amino acids. Gene Ontology annotation, biological process: copper ion transmembrane transport. The record is from RefSeq and is a predicted model, not a curated record. Gene Ontology annotation, molecular function: copper ion transmembrane transporter activity. The transcript is spliced from 2 exons.